Molecule: messenger RNA, 2035 nt
Organism: Juglans regia (Persian walnut)
Lineage: Eukaryota; Viridiplantae; Streptophyta; Magnoliopsida; Fagales; Juglandaceae
Product: interactor of constitutive active ROPs 4
Exons: 4
Coding region: 571-1719 (382 amino acids)
Source: RefSeq, a predicted model, not a curated record
CCUCUUGCUUCUUUUAUGGCUUCAAGGCCCACAAAUGUCGCAGCUUUAAUUCAAACUUGAAAUAUCUCUCUGAUUCUCUCUCUCUCUCUCUCUCUCUCUCGGUUCCAUCUUUCCAAGGCAUUUUCUCUUUCCAGGUUUAUUUAUAGCUUUAUAGUUACUGGGAGAGUUUUGUUUGCUCAGUCCGUGUUCCUGAAAAUUACAUACCGCCAUAACCCCUUGUCUGCCUUAAACAUCUCACAUUCUUCCCUGGUCGCCCAGAUUUUCUUCCGGUAUUGUCUUAUUUUUUCAAAGUGGGUUUCUCAUGGAGGUCGCCCAGCUGCUACUCGAAUUCCCUAAGAGAACAAGCUGACCGAAAGUAAUGUUUUGUUUGAUAAGAUCAAGAUAGAAACAAAAAGAAAGAUUUUUUCCCUCUUGAGAUGCCAGAAAACAGCUGCCCACCUUAUAUGUUGAAUUAAAAAGGGUUGACGUUAGUUUUUUUCCCCUUCUGUUGGGAUCUUAAUUGCAGAUCACUAGCUUGAAGUUACGAGUAAUUAUCUCCCUUCUUGAAUCAAUAGUAUUUAAGUGAAUCAAAUGCCAAGAUCAAGGGGAACAGAAAUGCCCCAAAGGCAGUCUCCUCGAGGCGCACAUCCACGUAGGACAUCUGGUUCUGAUUCAGAUCCACAGCAUCAUCGGCCAAUUACUGAACGGAGUCCCAAGCUAGGAGAUCGUAGGUCCCCAAGAGGUGCUCAAUCUGCUUCACUAAGCCAGAAGAAACUUGGCACCCGCAUUUCAGACUUAGAAUCUCAACUUGGGCAAGCACAAGAAGAGCUAAAGAUUCUGAAAGAGCAAUUAACUUCAGCAGAGGCUGCAAAGAAAGAAGCUCAAGAGCAAUUGGAGAAGAAAACAAAGAAGCCAGUUGUUCUAGAGCUAGUGGAGAUCCAAGGAAAGGAUCCUCCAACGGAAAUUCAAGAAUAUAACAGAAAAGACAGCACUCCUCAAGAUGAGGGUCUGGAUGAUAAACAGCAGGAAACUGAUAUUUUCGAAGUUUCGGUGGAAAAUGUAACAGCAGAGCCCAAGGAUGAUCAAAGCCAGCUGACUGAUCAGGUUGAGAAAGAAACCAAACAAAUUGUCACAUGUACUGAACCACCAGCAACUCCAGAGCCGGAGACACCGUCCUUCCAUGACUUGGCUCUGAAGAAGGAUGAGAUAGAUAUGCUGAAAGACAUGUUAGAAGAGAGAAAAAAGGAACUAAAGUUGUUCAGUCAGGAAAACGAAAAAAUGAGAAACCAGUUGAGUGAAGCAGCAUUAGAAGUAUCAUCUUCUAAAACAAAGGAAGGGGAAACGGCCUUGAAGUUGAGCCAGCUGGGAGAAGAGUUGAAAAAAAGCAAAGCAAAUGAAGCUCAGCUGAAUGAGAAGCUGAAAGCUGUGGAAGAAGCGAAGGAGACACUAGAGCUAGAGAUGAAGAAGAUGAGAGUACAGACAGAGCAAUGGAGAAAAGCAGCAGAUGCCGCAGCAGCAGUGCUUGCUGGGGGUGUGGAGAUGAACGGGAGAAUCUCCGGGAGAUGCGUCUCCAUGGAGAAGCAUUUUGGUGGAGUAUUUGAGACACCAGCUGGUGGAUACACUAGCUUUGUUGGAUCACCGGGGAUGGAUGAUGAUUUGGAUGGUCUUGGAAGUGGAAAGCGAAAGGGUUCAGGAAUUAGAAAGUUUGGAGACUUAUGGAAAAAGAAGAGCCAGAAAUGAGACUCAAAAUAACUUAAAAACUUGAUUCACUGUCAUGAUGUGUGUACAAGGGGAGCAAAUUAGUUGCUUGCUGUUUUGCAGCCGGUGUCUGCCAUGUUUUAGUAGUUCCCAACAGUUCCUCCAUCAGGUUCCUUGUAUGGUGCAAGUAUAUCAAACCUUUAAGGGAUGUAUGAUUGUAGUAUGGACUAGGUUUUUGGAACCCAUUUCCGAUAUGGUUCAUUUUGUAGCACAGCCCUGCCUGAAGAAUCUUCCCACUGCAAGUCCUUUAUUCUAUGCUAAUCAUAUCUUGCUCUAUCAUUUUGAUAUUCUAUGCUAA